Molecule: messenger RNA, 1355 nt
Organism: Ornithodoros turicata
Lineage: Eukaryota; Metazoa; Arthropoda; Arachnida; Ixodida; Argasidae
Product: carboxypeptidase B-like
Exons: 11
Coding region: 44-1270 (408 amino acids)
Biological process (GO): proteolysis
Molecular function (GO): metallocarboxypeptidase activity; zinc ion binding
Source: RefSeq, a predicted model, not a curated record
GUUACUGGUCGGGAUAUCGCUGCUCGUCGCCGCUUCCUGGGCGAUGCGUCUCGACCCCGACGGAAAAGUCCACUACGACGGACACACAGUGUUUCGACUUUACCCACGUAGCACGACGCAGUUGGAGUUCCUGUACUCCCUGGAGGACAACGACACGGCGGGGUACGACUUCUGGAUCGAGCCCUCUUACGUGGACCGCUUCGUAGACGUCAGUGUCGCCCCUGAGGAGAAGAGGCAUUUUGUCCAAGAACUACAGGAGAGAAACAUCUCUAGCGAAGUGCUCAUCGAGGACGUACAAGCCGAGAUCCACAACUCUACAACAGGAUUCAACGACACCCCCGAUCUAAGGUACUCGCGAAGCUUCUUCAACGACUAUCAGCGACUAAGUACGAUUCACAACUAUCUAGAGGGACUUACUAUAAGAAGGAAGGAACUGGCUACUGUUGUCAACAUUGGCAAGUCAUUUGAAGGCAAGGAACUUCGAGUACUGAAGCUUUCUACUGGCUCAGCUAAAAUGUCCGUGUGGUUAGAUGGCGGUAUGCACGCUAGAGAAUGGAUUUCACCUGCCACUGUCACGUAUAUCCUCGAGGAGCUGGUCGGAGGCUACGGCAACGAUAAUGACACUACUAAGAUACUAGACACGUUCGACAUCUACGGCCUGCCAGUCGCCAAUCCGGACGGCUACGAGCACACACACAAAUAUAACCGCUUGUGGAGGAAGACCCGGUCUACAACGUCCAGUUACUUUUGCCGUGGUGCAGACCCAAAUCGAAAUUUUGGCUAUCAGUGGUACACUGGCGGCUCAAGCAAUCGCCCAUGUUCGGAGAUCUACGCUGGUAGUAAAGCGUUCUCAGAGCCAGAGACAAAGGCAAUCUCCAACUUCAUCUACGCCAGAAGGAAAGAGAUGCUGGCCUACGUUACGUUCCACUCCUAUUCCCAACUAUGGCUUACGCCGUGGGGAUUUACGCCCACUUUGCCAAAGACCUACAGAGAACUUGAGCGAGUAGCAAGAAUCGCAACGGAAGCCCUGAAGCAAGUGCAUGGGACGCAAUAUACCGUGGGAACGUCAACGAACCUACUGUAUGUGGCAUCCGGCGGUUCUGACGACUGGGCACACGGCGAGGCACACAUCCCAUUUUCGUACACCGUCGAACUACGUGACAAAGGAAGAUAUGGCUUCAUGCUACCGAGGGAACAAAUUAUUCCAACGGGAGAGGAAACGUGGGCUGGCAUCAAGGCCAUGCUCCUCGAACUGGUCAACAAAGUCUAAACCACCGGACAUUCAGCUCUUUACAUACAUGUGAUGACAUGCGCGGUUUAAUUUAUUUAUUUACAUAAACGGAACUGAGCCAGGA